Molecule: messenger RNA, 1512 nt
Organism: Chaetomium strumarium
Lineage: Eukaryota; Fungi; Ascomycota; Sordariomycetes; Sordariales; Chaetomiaceae
Exons: 5
Coding region: 150-1391 (413 amino acids)
Biological process (GO): endocytosis; actin cortical patch localization; actin filament organization
Cellular component (GO): actin cortical patch
Molecular function (GO): ubiquitin binding; phosphatidylinositol binding
Source: RefSeq, a predicted model, not a curated record
UAUACACUAUAUCCGUCUGCAUCUUACCGCAGACGCGUAGUACCCGAGCAAACGAACCGAGAAGCCAGACUUUGUCAGUUGGCUCUAUCCCAGCCUCCCAGGUAGAGGUAACCAGGGUAUCCUUAACCGGUGAGGUUGAGGCCGCCGCCAUGUUCUCUCAAAAGAAACCUUACUCGGCAGUCACGGUGACGAUUGAAAGAUUGACGAGCGAGGCAGUUCCUGUGGAUGACGUUAGCGGUAUCCCGGACCUCGUCGAGGUUGUCAACCUCCAGGACACUGGGCCCACUGAGGCUGCUCGUGCCAUCAGGAAGAAGCUCAAGUACGGCAACCUGCAUCGCCAGCUCCGUGCCCUCACUCUGCUUGAUGGCCUCAUUCAAAAUGCCGGUCCUCGCUUCCAGAGGACUUUUGCGGACGAAGCCCUGCUUGAGCGUUUACGUUUCUGCGGCACGGCGGAUCUCUCCGAUCCAGAGGUGAAGAAGAAGUGCUCGGAACUCUUUCGCAGCUGGGCAGUCGAGUACAAAAACGUGCGCGGGAUGGAACGAGUUGCCAAUCUCUACAAGGAACUCCCUCGGCGGAAACAAGUUGUUACCCAGGAGCGGUCCAAGGUCAUUCAGGAGACGGCGAAUCCAUUCGGUGACGAGGAGGACGACGAGGAGAAGCCCGCGCCGGCAGGCCCGUCCAGGGGGCACACUCCUAGGUCGUCCCUGACCAGCCCACCGGUAACACAGUCAUUCAUGUCGCCACCGAGAGACAAGAAAAGGAAGGACAAGAAGAGCAAGAAAUUAAAGUCAUUCAACCUUGAAGCGGAGAAGGAGAAAAUGAAGGUCGAAAUCGCCGAAGCAACCAUGGCGGCUACCAACCUCCUGAACACGCUGCAGACGAUUAACAGAGAGAAAGAGCGGAUUUCUGAGAACCAGAGUGCACUUCAACGGUUCGAAGCAUGCAAACAACUUCGUCGGAAAAUCCUACGCUACAUUCAUCAUGUCGAGGAUGAGCAAUGGCUCGGCAGUCUCUUACACGCGAACGACGAACUAGUCACGGCCCUGAUGACCUUUGAGCAGCUGGACCGCUCAAUCGAUGCCGACAGCGAUUCGGACGAUGAGCUCGCGCAGCAGGCGCAUCUCUACCGUUUGGCCACCGAGAAAGCCAAGGGCAAGGAGACAAACUCGCCCACCAGCCCACAAUCACCCGUCCCAGAGAUGGCUAGUCUCGGCCUUGGUUCUUCGCGUCCUGCACCGCCCCCGCGUCCAUCGGCAGCUACGAAGCCUUCGAUGUUCUCUUCACGUUCAACCGCGCAAGCGCAGGCCUCUGAGGAUGAGGAUGAGGGUGCAGAUGACGAGGACGAGGCCAAUCCGUUCGCUGACCGAAAUGCUGUGCCAAGGGGUGAGUAGGAAGGCCUGGAGCAGGGAGUCGGAGCAGUGCGGUGGCUAGAGAACUGGUCAAGAGCAAGGUGGACGGGAAGAGGGAGAACCAUGUGGCGAAAAGGCGGGAGGGAUCGGAGACGUUCCGGCA